AUGGCGCCCGUGGGACCAGUCAUCACCCUUAUCAGACACGCGCAGGGAUGGCACAACUAUUACAACGACUGGAGCAUCCUAGAUCCGACAUUAACAGACCUGGGAGAACGUCAAUGCCUGGCUGUCCAGAGGAACUUCCCUUACCAUAACAAGAUAACUCACAUCCUUGCCUCACCUUUGAAACGCACGAUUCAAACAGCCGUCAAUUGUUUCAAACCAGCAAUUGAUCGUGGCAUUCGGGUCCAACCCUUGCCAGAAGUCAUCGAGAUUGGACCGGAAGAAUGCAAUCAAGGGCACAACCCAGAGGAUAUCAUUGAAUGGGCUAGGUCUACGUUUGGUGGCGACUUUCUUGACGAGCACAUGUUUAGCUUGAUGCCUUCAGACUGGUCUGAUAAUUCCACAGGGCUGUAUGAAUACAGGAUGUAUGAAUACACAGAGUCAAAGCUGCGCCUGAGGGCCGAGAUCGCACGACAGAUAAUUCGGAGGACGGCGAUUCAAGCUGGCGAUCGUGCGCAUAUCGUUGUCGUCAGCCACUCGCAGUUUUUGCCAUACCUCACGCAGGAGCAAGGCCCCGACUGGGGGGUUGCGGAGUGGCGUACAUAUACCAUAGCAUCGGACAACGCGGCCACCAUGACGCGAAUCCAUCUUUAA
Molecule: messenger RNA, 651 nt
Organism: Diaporthe batatas
Lineage: Eukaryota; Fungi; Ascomycota; Sordariomycetes; Diaporthales; Diaporthaceae
Exons: 1
Coding region: 1-651 (216 amino acids)
Cellular component (GO): cytoplasm
Molecular function (GO): phosphatase activity
Source: RefSeq, a predicted model, not a curated record